Messenger RNA from Lepisosteus oculatus (spotted gar), 8216 nucleotides. It is a transcript of the gene sptan1, whose product is annotated as spectrin alpha, non-erythrocytic 1. Gene Ontology annotation, cellular component: cell projection; cortical actin cytoskeleton; cell junction. The record is from RefSeq and is a predicted model, not a curated record. Lineage: Eukaryota; Metazoa; Chordata; Actinopteri; Semionotiformes; Lepisosteidae. Gene Ontology annotation, molecular function: actin filament binding; calcium ion binding. Gene Ontology annotation, biological process: actin cytoskeleton organization.
GUCUGACUGGGGUCACGACCUCCCUCGCCUUCCCGACCGCGGUGCAGGCUUGGGCUGUUGUGGAGUGUGUAGUCAAGCCAUCUUGCGAGUCCCUUUCGCUUUCAGAGGCAGCAGCUGGGGGCCGAGACGUGAUCCAGUCAGAUCAAUUUCCGAAAGCGUUGCGACUCUCUUUUCGUUGAUUUUUGUGAGCGAGAGUCGGGUUUGUGUUGGCCGUUGGUCUCCUUGAACUGACGUCCUGAUGUCUGUCAGACCGGCAGGACUUGAGUUAGGGAGCUGCUCGGAAUGGAAAAAAGAAAUCCGGUAGUUUAGUGCUGCCCGGCGUGUGGUUUGUCAAGAGACUUGGAAUCCGCAGCUAUCUGAGGGAGAGCUCGGUGUGGAUCUGAGUGGCCUUAUCUGGCUGCUACAGCAGCUCCGUGCUGCACGGCGAUACCUCGCUGCCAGCCAGCGUGACUCUUGCCUUGUCUGUCGUUCGUUAGUGGAGCCGGAGGCGCUGGCACUGCGGACCGGGCACUGAGCCCCAUGCCUGGCGUAGGCAGGAACACCCCAUCGUCACAGAGGAUGGACACCAGCGGCAUGAAGGUGCUGGAGACGGCGGAUGACAUCCAGGAGCGCAGGCAGCAGGUGCUGGACCGCUACCGCCGCUUCAAGGAGCUGUCCACGCUGCGCCGGCAGAAGCUGGAGGACUCCUACCGCUUCCAGUUCUUCCGCCGCGACGCCGACGAGCUGGAGAAGUGGAUCCAGGAGAAGCUGCAGAUCGCCUCCGACGAGAACUACAAGGACCCCACCAACCUGCAGGGGAAGCUGCAGAAGCACCAGGCCUUCGAGGCCGAGGUCCAGGCCAACGCCGGCGCCAUCAUCAAGCUGGACGAGACCGGGAGCCAGAUGAUCGCCGAGGGCCACUUCGCCUCCGAGAUCAUCCGGACCCGGCUGGAGGAGCUCCACCGUCUGUGGGACCUGCUGCUGCAGAAGACCAGGGAGAAGGGCGUGCGCCUGCUGCAGGCCCAGAAACUGGUGCAGUACCUGCGGGAGUGCGAGGACGCCCUGGACUGGAUCAGCGACAAGGAGGCCAUCGUGACGUCGGAGGAGCUGGGUCAGGACCUGGAGCACGUGGAGGUCCUGCAGAAGAAGUUCGAGGAGUUCCAGACUGACCUGGCCGCCCAUGAGGAGCGGGUCAACGAUGUCAACCAGCUGGCCGGCAAGCUCAUCCAGGAGUCGCACCCCGAGGCGGAGCUGAUCGUGAGGAAGCAGGACGAGGUGAACGUGGCCUGGCAGCGCCUCAAGGGCCUGGCUCAGCAGAGACAGGGGAAGCUGUUUGGGGCCGCAGAGGUGCAGCGCUUCAACAGGGACGUGGACGAAACGAUCAGCUGGAUCAAGGAGAAGGAGCAGCUGAUGAUGUCGGAUGAUUUCGGGCGCGACCUGGCCAGUGUCCAGGCCCUGCUGCGCAAGCACGAGGGGCUGGAGAGGGACCUGGCCGCGCUGGAGGACAAGGUGAACACCCUGGGGGCCGAGGCGGAGCGCCUGCAGGAGACGCACCCCCAGAACGCCUCGCAGAUCCACCUGAAGAGAGACGAGCUCAUCACCAACUGGGAGCAGAUCCGCACGCUGGCAGCCGAGCGCCAUGCCCGCCUCAAUGACUCCUACAGGCUGCAGCGCUUCACGGCAGACUUCCGGGACCUGACCAGCUGGGUGACCGAGAUGAAGGCCCUGAUCAACGCCGACGAGCUGGCCAACGACGUGGCCGGAGCAGAAGCACUGCUGGACAGACACCAGGAGCACAAGGGAGAGAUUGAUGCACACGAAGACAGCUUUAAAGCCACAGAUGAGGCUGGCCAGGCUCUGCUGGCCACAGGACAUUAUGCUUCCGAUGAAGUCCGAGAGAAGCUGGGCAUCCUGGCGGAGGAGAAGGAUUCUCUCCUGGAGCUCUGGGAGCUGCGCAGGCAGCAGUACGAGCAGUGCAUGGACCUGCAGCUCUUCUACAGGGACACAGAGCAGGUGGACAACUGGAUGAGCAAGCAGGAGGCGUUCCUGCUGAAUGAAGACCUCGGUGAUUCUCUGGACAGUGUGGAAGCCCUGCUGAAGAAACACGAGGAUUUUGAGAAAUCCCUCAGUGCCCAGGAGGAGAAGAUCACCGCUUUGGAUGAGUUUGCUACCAAGCUGAUUCAGAACAACCACUACGCCAAGGAGGACGUGGCGACGCGCCGAGAUGCGCUCCUGAGCCGCCGCAACGCCCUGCACGAGCGCGCCCAGUCGCGCCGCGCCGCCCUGGAGGACUCCUUCCACCUGCAGCAGUUCUUCCGCGACUCGGACGAGCUCAAGAGCUGGGUCAACGAGAAGAUGAAGACGGCCACCGACGAGGCCUACAAGGACCCCUCCAACCUCCAGGGCAAAGUGCAGAAGCACCAGGCCUUUGAAGCCGAGCUCUCGGCCAAUCAGAGCCGCGUCGACGCCCUGCAGAAAGCGGGACAGGAGCUGAUCAACGCCGAUCACUACGCCUCCGGCGAGGUGUCGGGGCGCAUGGAGGAAGUCAGCGCUCUCUGGAAGAAGCUCCUGGAGGCCACGGAGCUCAAAGGAAUCAAGCUGCGCGAAGCCAACCAGCAGCAGCAGUUCAACCGCAACGUGGAGGACAUCGAGCUGUGGCUGUACGAGGUGGAGGGUCACCUGUCCUCCGACGACUACGGCAAAGAUCUGACCAGCGUGCAGAACCUGCAGAAGAAACACGCCCUGCUGGAGGCCGACGUCACGGCUCACCAGGACCGCAUCGACGGCAUCACCAUCCAGGCACGCCAGUUCCAGGAGGCGGGUCAUUUCGACGCCGAUAACAUUCGGAAGAAACAGGAGGCCCUCGUUUCCCGCUACGCGGCCCUGAAGGACCCCAUGGUGGCCCGCAAGCAGAAGCUCUCGGACUCCCUGCGCCUGCAGCAGCUUUUCCGGGACGUCGAGGAUGAGGAGACUUGGAUCCGUGAAAAAGAGCCCAUCGCGUCGUCCACCAACAGGGGCAAAGAUCUCAUCGGUGUCCAGAACCUGCUCAAGAAGCACCAGGCUCUGCAGGCCGAGAUCGCCGGACACGAGCCCCGGAUCAAAGCCGUCACGCAGAAGGGGCAGACCAUGGUGGAGGAGGGCCACUUCGCUGGGGACGAGGUGAAGGCGAAGCUGGACGAGCUGAACGGCCGCUGGGAGGCGCUCAAGGGGAAGGCGUCCCAGCGCAGGCAGGACCUGGAGGACUCCCUGCAGGCCCAGCAGUACUUCGCCGACGCCAACGAGGCCGAGUCCUGGAUGAGGGAGAAGGAGCCCAUCGUGGGCAGCACUGACUACGGCAAGGACGAGGACUCGGCCGAGGCUCUCCUCAAGAAGCACGAGGCGCUGACGUCGGACCUGAGCGCCUACGGGAGCAGCAUUCAGGCCCUGAAGGAGCAGGCGCAGUCCUGCAGGCAACAAGUGGCGCCCACCGACGACGAGACGGGGAAGGAGCUGGUGCUGGCGCUGUACGACUACCAGGAGAAGAGCCCCCGUGAGGUCACCAUGAAGAAGGGGGACAUCCUCACUCUGCUCAACAGCACCAACAAGGACUGGUGGAAGGUGGAGGUGAACGACCGCCAGGGCUUCGUCCCGGCCGCCUACGUGAAGAAGCUGGAUCCCACCCAGUCCAGCUCGCGGGAGAACCUGCUGGAGGAGCAGGGCAGCAUCUCGCUGCGCCAGGAGCAGAUCGAGAGCCAGACUCUCGUUACUAAGGAGGCCGGCAGCGUUUCUCUCCGCAUGAAACAGGUGGAGGAACUGUACAGCGCCCUGCUGGAGCUGGGCGAGAGGCGCAAGGACAUGCUGGAGAAGAGCUGCAAGAAGUUCAUGCUGUUCCGCGAGGCCAACGAGCUGCAGCAGUGGAUCCACGAGAAGGAGGGGGCGCUGCACACCGAGGAGGUGGGCUCGGACCUGGAGCAGGUGGAGGUCCUGCAGAAGAAGUUCGAUGACUUCCAGAAGGACCUGAAAGCCAACGAGUCCCGCCUGCGGGACAUCAACAAGGUGGCGACAGAGCUGGAGUCCGAGGGGCUGAUGGCGGACGACGGGGCGGUUGUGGCUCAGACGCAGGAGGCUUUGGGAUCGGCAAGGGAUGAAGCCGACUCGAAAACCGCCUCGCCUUGGAAGUCUAUACGCUUGACAGUACAAACGGUGACUAGCUUUAAUACCAUCAAGGAGCUGAACGAGCGCUGGAGGUCCCUACAGCAGCUGGCGGAGGAGAGGAGCAACCUGCUGGGCAGCGCCCACGAGGUGCAGCGCUUCCACAGGGACGCCGACGAGACCAAGGAGUGGAUCGAGGAGAAGAACCAGGCGCUGAACACCGACAACUACGGUCACGAUCUGGCCAGCGUGCAGGCCCUGCAGCGCAAGCACGAGGGCUUCGAGAGGGACCUGGCCGCGCUCGGAGACAAGGUGAACUCCCUGGGGGAAACGGCCGAGCGGCUGAUCCAGUCCCACCCCGAGGCCGUCGACGACAUCCAGGAGAAGUGCACGGAGCUGAACCAGGCCUGGACCAGCUUGGUGGGCCGCGCGGACCAGCGCAAGGAGAAACUGGGCGAUUCCCACGACCUGCAGCGCUUCCUCAGCGACUUCAGGGACCUGAUGUCCUGGAUCAAUGGAAUCCGUGGACUGGUGUCGUCGGAAGAGCUGGCCAAGGACGUGACGGGGGCUGAGGCUCUGCUGGAGAGACACCAGGAGCACCGCACCGAAAUCGACGCCCGGGUCGGCACCUUCCAGGCCUUCGAGCAGUUCGGGCAGCAGCUGCUGGCCCGCGGGCACUACGCCAGCCCCGAGAUCAAGGAGAAGCUGGAGCUCCUGGACCAUGAGCGGGCGGACCUGGAGAAGGCCUGGGUGCAGCGCAGGAUGAUGCUGGACCAGUGCCUGGAGCUGCAGCUGUUCAACCGGGACUGCGAGCAGGCGGAGAACUGGAUGGCGGCUCGGGAGGCCUUCCUGGCCAGCGAUGACAAGGGCGACUCUCUGGACAGCGUGGAAGCCCUCAUCAAGAAGCACGAGGACUUCGAUAAGGCCAUCAAUGUGCAGGAGGAGAAGAUCGCCGCUCUGCAGUCCUUUGCUGAUCAGCUGAUUGGAGCCGAUCACUAUGCUAAGCAGGACAUCUCCAACAGGCGCAAUGAGGUCCUGGACAGGUGGCGCCACUUGAAGGCCCAGAUGAUUGAGAAGAGGUCCAAGCUGGGCGAGUCGCAGACCCUGCAGCAGUUCAGCCGGGAUGUGGACGAGAUCGAGGCCUGGAUCAGCGAGAAGCUCCAGACCGCUACGGACGAGUCCUACAAGGAUCCCACCAACAUCCAGCUGUCCAAACUGCUGAGCAAACACCAGAAGCACCAGGCCUUCGAGGCCGAGCUCCACGCCAACGCCGACCGCAUCCGCGGCGUCAUCGACACGGGGAACUCGCUCAUCCAGCGGGGCGCCUGCGCCGGGAGCGAGGACGCCGUCAAGGCUCGUCUCAGUGCCCUGGAUGACCAGUGGCAGUUCUUGGUGAACAAGUCAGCUGAGAAGAGCCAGAAACUGAAGGAGGCCAACAAGCAGCAGAACUUCAACACUGGAAUCAAGGACUUUGACUUCUGGCUGUCUGAGGUUGAGGCCCUCCUGGCCUCAGAGGAUUAUGGGAAGGAUCUUGCUUCUGUCAAUAAUCUUCUGAAGAAGCACCAGCUGCUGGAGGCCGACAUCUCUGCACAUGAGGACCGGCUGAAAGACCUGAACGGCCAGGCAGACAGCCUGAUGGCCAGCAACGCCUUCGACACGUCCCAGGUGAAAGACAAGCGCAACGCGGUCAACGGGCGCUUCGUCAAAAUCAAGAGCAUGGCGGCCGGCCGGCAGGCCAAGCUGAACGAGUCGCACCGCCUGCACCAGUUCUUCAGGGACCUGGAUGACGAGGAGUCCUGGAUCAAGGAGAAGAAGCUGCUGGUGAGCUCCGAGGACUAUGGCCGUGACCUGACUGGGGUGCAGAACCUCCGGAAGAAACACAAGAGGCUGGAGGCCGAGCUGGCUGCCCAUGAGCCUGCUAUACAGUCCGUGCUGGAGACGGGGAGGAAGCUGUCCGAUGACAACACGAUCGGGCAGGAGGAGAUCCAGCAGCGCCUGGCCCAGUUUGUGGAGCACUGGAAGGAGCUGAGAGACCUGGCUGCAGCUCGGGGCCAGAGGCUGGAGGAGUCCCUGGAGUACCAGCAGUUCGUGGCCAAUGUGGAGGAGGAGGAGGCCUGGAUCAACGAGAAGCUCAACCUGGUGGGCAGCGAGGACUAUGGGGACACGCUGGCUGCCGUGCAGGGCUUAUUGAAGAAGCACGAGGCCUUCGAGACGGACUUCACGGUGCACAGGGACCGAGUGAACGACGUGUGCGCGAAUGGGGACGAUCUGAUCCAGAAGAACAACCAUCACGUGGAGAACAUCGGCGCCAAGAUGAAGGCGCUGCGCGGCAAGGUGUCGGAGCUGGAGAAGGCCGCGGCGCAGAGGAAGGCCAAGCUGGACGAGAACUCGGCCUUCCUGCAGUUCAACUGGAAGGCCGACGUGGUGGAGUCCUGGAUCGGUGAGAAAGAGAAUAGCCUGAAGACGGACGAUUACGGCCGUGACCUCUCCUCGGUGCAGACUCUGCUCACUAAACAGGAGACCUUCGAUGCCGGACUGCAGGCCUUCCAGCAGGAGGGCAUCACCAAUAUCACGGCCCUCAAGGACCAGCUGGUGGCCGCCAAGCACGUGCAGUCCAAGGCCAUCGAGGCGCGCCACGCCACGCUCAUGAAGCGCUGGAACCAGCUGCUCUCCAACUCCGCCGCCCGCAAGAAGAAGCUGCUGGAGGCCCAGGAGCACUUCCGGAAGGUGGAGGACCUCUUCCUGACCUUCGCCAAGAAGGCGUCUGCGUUUAACAGCUGGUUUGAGAAUGCCGAGGAGGACCUGACGGACCCAGUGCGCUGCAACUCCCUGGAGGAGAUCCGCGCUCUGCGGGACGCCCACGAGGCCUUCCGCUCCUCGCUCAGCUCCGCGCAGGCCGACUUCAACCAGCUGGCCGAGCUGGACCGCCAGAUCAAGAGCUACCACGUGGUGUCCAACCCCUACACCUGGUUCACCAUGGAGGCCCUGGAGGAGACCUGGAGGAACCUGCAGAAGAUCAUCAAGGAGCGCGAGCAGGAGCUGCAGAAGGAGCAGCGCCGGCAGGAGGAGAACGACAAGCUGCGCCAGGAGUUUGCCCAGCACGCCAACGCCUUCCACCAGUGGCUGCAGGAGACCAGGACAUAUCUACUGGAUGGCAUAGCCUAUCGGCGGGUUAUCCAUGUUUAUCAGUAUGAAGUCGGUGAUGAUCUUUCUGGAAGAUCCUGCAUGGUGGAGGAGUCGGGAACACUGGAGUCGCAGCUGGAGGCCACCAAGCGCAAGCAUCAGGAGAUCCGUGCCAUGCGCAGCCAGCUGAAGAAGAUAGAGGACCUGGGUGCUGCCAUGGAGGAGGCGCUGAUCCUGGAUAACAAGUACACUGAGCACAGCACCGUGGGCCUGGCGCAGCAGUGGGACCAGCUGGACCAGCUGGGCAUGCGGAUGCAGCACAAUCUGGAGCAGCAGAUCCAGGCCAGAAACACCACUGGUGUGACAGAAGAAGCUCUGAAAGAAUUCAGCAUGAUGUUCAAGCACUUCGACAAGGACAAGCUCGGCCGUCUGAACCACCAGGAGUUCAAGUCGUGUCUGCGCUCGCUGGGCUAUGACCUGCCCAUGGUGGAGGAGGGAGAGCCCGACCCCGAGUUCGAGUCCAUCCUGGACACUGUGGACCCCAACAGGGACGGGCAUGUGUCUCUGCAAGAGUACAUGGCCUUCAUGAUCAGCCGGGAGACGGAGAACGUGAAGUCCAGCGAGGAGAUCGAAAGCGCUUUCCGAGCCCUCAGUGCAGAGAACAAGCCCUACGUCACCAAAGAGGAGCUCUACCAGAACCUGACGAAGGAGCAGGCCGACUACUGCAUCUCGCACAUGAAGCCCUACAUGGACAGCAAGGGCCGUGAGCUCCCCUCGGCCUUCGACUUCGUGGAGUUCACUCGCUCGCUCUUCGUCAACUGAUCCCCCGUCCCCCCCUCGCCUGCCAGUGACAAAUCGGGACGCGUUUUCCGACGGCACACCUGCAUGAUUCAGGCUGACUCGCUCUCUCUGUGUAACUCUUACGAUAGCUUUGUGAUUGUCUGCAGUUUUUGUGGUGUUAGCUACUAAAUGCUUCGCUAGAU